Scylla paramamosain (green mud crab) is the source of this 3611-nucleotide messenger RNA. RefSeq names its product phosphatidylinositol 4,5-bisphosphate 3-kinase catalytic subunit alpha isoform-like. Gene Ontology annotation, molecular function: 1-phosphatidylinositol-3-kinase activity; 1-phosphatidylinositol-4-phosphate 3-kinase activity. Lineage: Eukaryota; Metazoa; Arthropoda; Malacostraca; Decapoda; Portunidae. The record is from RefSeq and is a predicted model, not a curated record. Gene Ontology annotation, cellular component: phosphatidylinositol 3-kinase complex; cytoplasm; plasma membrane. The transcript is spliced from 18 exons. Bases 274 to 3237 code for a protein of 987 amino acids. Gene Ontology annotation, biological process: phosphatidylinositol 3-kinase/protein kinase B signal transduction; cell migration; phosphatidylinositol-3-phosphate biosynthetic process.
CCUCUCCCGCUGCAUCUUCAAACUUCCAUUACUUUGUUUUUCGCUAUUUCCUCCUCUACUAUUGCGCGUUACUGACUGGGAGGGACACGGGACACGCCCCAGCACCCCAGGACACGGCAGGACAAGGGGCGGACGCGGGAGAUAAGGGAUAGAACGGGUGAAAGAUUAAGUCACACACACACACACACACACACACACACACACACACACACACACACACACACACACACACACACACACACACACACACACACCCUGCCACCCUAGCCAGCCAUGGGGGAGCCGCCAGGACUGAGUGAGGAAGAGAGGGAGGUCAACAAGCAAAUAUCCAUCAUCUUAGGGUGCUCAGUCUACACCCUAUACCAGUGUGAGGACGAGGAGGUGCAGGCGUUCCGGAGGGGGGUGGUUGGGGUGGUCAGGGAGGCUGUUAGGGUGAGGCAGCAGUGUGGCCCUCCCUCCCUGGCAAAAUAUUAUCACCCUCCUCUACUGGAGCCCUCCCCCACCCUGCCUACGGGGGUCACCAGGAGGCUUACUGAUGGAUACCUAACCAUUACUUUACGAAGAUUGACCACCACCACCACCGCCACCACCACCACCACCACUACUACCACCACCUUAAAAGUACCAUGGGACAUUUACCCUGAAGGAGUGGUAGCAAGGGCUCUCCGACGGCUGCCCCCUGCCCCGUCACCCCCCCCUUCACCCCCGUCGUCACCCCACUCCCCCUCCUCCUCCAAUUAUUUGCUUAGGGUGAAUAAAACACAAGAAUAUUUACUGGCAGCUAAACCAGUCACUCAGUACAAGACCAUUCGCUCUCUAAUCACACAAGGAAGGACCCCAGAUUUGUGCUUGGUCCCGAAAAAGGACUUCUACGCGUCCCUCCACCCAAUCCUAUUUAAAGACCCAUCCUACUGCACCCCCACCACCACCACCACCCCCCCAGCAGCCCCUCCUACAGGCCCUGACACCCCUACUGUCUCCCUGUGGCACCCUAGUCUCGAGGGAAGGCUUAAUCUGCAUAUUCUGAAGGCAAAGGGUGUUGGGGUGAAGGAGGGGCAGAGGGUGUUUGUGUGCGCAGGAGUGUACCAUGGCAGCGAGGUCCUUUGUAACGCGCAGGAAACGGGUCGCAGCGAGGGGGGGCGGCGAGGCUGGGGGGGCUGGGGGGAGUGGCUGCAGUUUGACCUAGCUAUCCAGGAGCUACCUAGGGGGUCCUGCCUCUGCCUGGCCCUGUGGAGUGAGAGAGGCAGCCCUGAGCGAAGGAAGAUAUGGGAGAGAAGUGUGGGUGAGAGAGAGAGAGAGAGGGAGGAGGCCAUGGUGGGGUGGGGCAACAUUAACCUGUUUGACUUUCGGGGCCGCCUGGUGCACGGCCGGGUGUGUGUGCGUCUGCAGGCCCCCCCCAAGGGCUGUGAGGACCGCCUCUACCCCCUCGGCCACACUGGCUACAGCAGCAGCGGCAGCACCACCAGCGGCGUGGAUGAGGUGGACACGAUGAUCGAGGUGGAAUUUGAGAAAAGGUUUAGCGACAAGACAGUGUUAUUCCCCGACACAGGCCAGAUGGAAGAUUAUGCAAGAUAUAUCAUUAAACUAGAUAAGGGACAGGCCCCCUCCCCCACCCCCUCCCCCUCCCCCCUCACGACGGCCAGCCUGGCAGAGAUGGCGCAGCGGGACCCCCUCACCCCCGUGGCAGCUGGGGUGAGGGAGGGGGUGUGGAGGGCCAGGCAGGGGUGCAGGGGGGUGCCGGACUCCCUCCCCUGUCUGGUGGAGGCUGUCAGGUGGGCGUCAAGGGACCAGGUGUCGCAGCUGUAUUUACUGAUGAAGGAGUGGCCGCCCCUCUCCCCUGAGGCGUCCCUGGAGCUACUGGCAGGGCCCUCAGCCGACCCUGCCGUGCGCUGCCUGGCUGUCCGACACCUUGACCGCGCCCUGUCUGAUGAUGCCCUGCUGCAGUACAUGCUACAGUUGGUGCAGAGUCUGAAGCACGAGCACUACCUACACUCCCCCCUGCUGUGCCUCCUGCUGCGCCGUGGCCUCUGCAACGCCAGGCUGGGACACAUCUUCUUCUGGCACCUCAAGGCAGAGUCAGAGCUGUGGCCGCGAAGGGAGCACAUCCUGGCCAUGAUGGAGGCCUACUGCCGGGGCCUGGGGGCGGCAGGGGUGGUGGGACUGGCCCGGCAAGUGACGGCAGUGGCCACCAUGGCGAGGCUGGCCCACUCUGUCAGGGAGAAGGCGGAGGGGGCCAAGAAAACGGAAUAUCUGAAGGGGAAACUGGAGCAAACAGAAUAUUCCCACAGUUUGCAGCACCUCCCCUCCCCCCUCCACCCUGCCAUCACCCUGGGGCGCCUCAGGGUGUCCGAAUGCAGGGUGAUUGACUCAGCUCGGUGCCCCCUGCUGCUGGCCUGGCAUUCCUCGGGUGAUGGUACCCCCCACCCCCCUGCUGUUAUCUUCAAAUAUGGUGAUGAUCUCCGCCAGGACAUGCUGUGCCUACAAAUUCUGACCCUGAUGGCAAGGCUGUGGGCUCAGGGUGGGCUCGAGCUCCCCCUGGUCCCUUACAGAUGCCAGGCCACCACCAGGGACCAGGGACUAAUAGAGGUGGUGGAGGGGGCGGCCACGGUGUACAGUAUCCAGCGUGUGUCCACCCUUGGGGCCAUCCAGGUGGACUCCUCUCGGCUGUACAAGUGGAUUAGGGAGAAGAACAGGACUGCCAGCAAGCUGGACCAAGCUGUCGACAACUUCAGCAAGUCGUGUGCUGCGUACUGCGUGGCAACCUUUGUGCUGGGCAUUGGAGACAGACACCCCAGCAACAUUAUGGUCAGCAGGGAUGGCAUGAUCUUCCACAUAGAUUUUGGUCACAUUCUUGGAAAUUUCAAGAAAAAGUUUGGCAUCCCUAGAGAGAGGGUGCCCUUUGUUCUCACGUCCGACUUCCUGCUGGUCAUUGCCAAGGGCGCCGAGAACCCCAAGGACAGCCAGGAGUUCCAGAGGUUCCAGCAGCUGUGUGGCAAGGCGUACCUGGCGCUGCGACACCACUACCGUCUGCUGGCUGUGCUCUUCUGCCAGCUGGUCAACACUGGCAUGCCGGAGGUGCAGAGUGUGGCUGACGUGUCGUACCUUCGGAAGACGUUGGCGGUGGGGGUGUCGGAGGAGGAAGCCCUGCAGUAUUUUCAAAACCGGUUUCAUGAGGCCUAUGGUGGAGCGUGGACGACUAAGCUGGACUGGUUCUUCCACUGUGUCAAGCAUCGGUAACCCUUUGUGGGAUCAGACGCCCUUUGUACAGGAUCAGAUUGUCUAUAAUAGGGUUGGAUUCUGUUUUAACCGGUUCCCUUUAAGAUAUCCAAUUCUUUCGCUGUUUUAUUAAGAUUCUGUGAUCCUUUUAGUGUCAUGCAUGGAUGGUGCCCUUUGUGGGAUCAGAGGCUCUUUAUAACAGGAUCAAGUUGUCUGUAUACCAUGGGUUCAAAUUCCCUUUAGAUCUGAUUCUCUUCAGGACUAAAUUCUUUCCCUCUUGUAUCAGAUUCCCUUUACAUUGGAUUGAUUUCUCCUGUACAGGUUCAAACUCCCUUUAUACAGGUUCAAAUUCCCUUUAUACAGGUUCAGAUUCUUUAGACAGGCUCAAAUUUCCU